UGCAGAUUGGUUUUAUGGAUAAUUUGUCCACAAUAAAUAAUCUAAAUAAUGGAGUGAGGAGGUUGAGAGAGUGCAGUGUGUACAGUAAGUUAUUAAAGGGGUACUUGCCCUGAGUCCCCCUGCAGUCCCCCUGAGUCCCCCUGCAGUCCCCCUGCAGCCUGUCUAGGUGCAGUAUUGUCAAUGGAUCCAGGAUGUCCGCAGGUAAAAAGCCGUAAAUGUUUUUUCAGCUGAUGUGUAUUCGGGGAGGAGAGUCCAUUAAGAGUGCACACAAACGUGUUGGGUGGAUGCCGCGUUCACGCAUUCACACCCGCAGCCCCAUCAGCGCGCGCGCACACAACAAAGUGAACGGAGGUCACCACGGUGCGAGCCGCUGCUUAUUAUCGCACUUCCGGCGCGCUUUGAUCAGCCGGGCACCUUCAGGACCGUAUAUAUAUAUAAACAGCCCAGAAGCACACACACACACACUCCCAUCUCAACACGGGUACAAGCAGGAGGACACGGCGACUCUACACGGCCAACUCAUGAGCACGGAAUACCCACAACACCCCGCGUUUCCAGCCAGCAACCUGAGCAGGAACAGCACCAUGCAGCCUGCAGACUACAGCAUGUACGAGAGAGCGGCUUUGGUGAAGAACAGCAGGCCCGUGACGGACAGCGCGGCUCUUCUAACACACCGCAGGAAGAGAACCAACUUCACCCAGCAGCAGAUCGAGGUGCUGGAGAAAGUCUAUUCGGACACCAAGUACCCGGAUAUUUACCUGCGGGAGAGACUGGAGGUGCUGACUGGUUUACCUGAAUCUAGGAUCCAGGUAUGGUUUCAGAACCGGCGUGCCAAAUCACGGCGUCAGGUUGGAGCUCUGGUUCCUGUGAAGACUAAAGCAAGCGUUCCCAUCAUCCCAAACAGACCACCGGCUUCGUACCCGCUUCAACACGAGCAGCUGGGGCAGGAGCCCAGGGGCAAGUUCACUCAUCCGGGCCAGGAGCUGAGAGACGUCUUCUCUCGACCACACCGAGGCUACGACUCCAACUCCAUGUCCUGCUUGUUCAGUCAGGCUAGCGAUGACCAGAUCCGAGUGGAUCGGGUGAAGAGAGACGGCCUGCGUGACGUUCAUCAGUACCACAGGACAAGCGGACACGUUUCAGCUCAGAGCAAGCCCGAGCCCUCGGUGAAGCCCGUAUUGGUGGACUAUGACAAUUUCCCUCCUAACAGAACCAUCGGCCCGGACAUGAGAGUGGUCAUCCCUCCAGUCCCGACGCAGGUGAACUUCAUCCCGAACCGGUCGCCACCGACGAAGAUUACCGGUCCUCUGCAGCACACGCAAGUCAGAGUGCCACACGACAGCCUGGGUCAUUUUUCACCCAUCGGCAGCAGCGACACGGGAGAUUUUUCAGAUUCUGACUCCGACUGGGAGAAAGAAGCCCUGGCUGGGUUUAACGCUUUCAUAUAAUUUAGUUCUAUUCCCUUUUCAGCGAAUGUGUAUAAAAAAAAAAAUUAAAAAAAAAAGAAAAGAUUUUCAAAUCAAUUAUUUAUUUUAUAAAUAGUUGCACUAUGUUACUGUUGAAAAAAAAAAUAAAACAAUACAGUGUACAUGAAAUGUGUCUGACUUUCUACAAAAUCCAGGAAAACAAUCAUCUUCUGUGUGUAAUGUUUAAUUAGAAAUGAAUAAAACGUAUAUACAUUUACACAUACCAGUUAAAUAAAAUAAAAUAAAAAAAAAUGAAUGGUGGAAAUCAUUUAAAAGUAAACUUCCCGAACCCAAAAUAAUGGAAGAUACGCAAAGGUAUUGGCGAAGUUUAAACACGGAGGAAGAGAACAAUCUGAUCGUUACCGUUUUUACACCGUUUACGUCUACACCUCCAUCGAAUUCGUCUCUUUACAAAAAUACUUAAAAUUACUUACAAAACGUCCGUACAUACACGUCCGAUUCCUCAAUAAACUGUACAGUUAUCUACAAUAUACACAUUCAAAAAUCUCUUCUGUCUUAGACACCUGAAACUGUAGGGGGUUUUUUUUUGUGUGUGUGUUUUUUUUGAAGGAAGCGUAAAAUAAAACGCUGGGAGAAA
Messenger RNA from Ictalurus furcatus (blue catfish), 2064 nucleotides. It is a transcript of the gene mixl1, whose product is annotated as Mix paired-like homeobox. Bases 216 to 1448 code for a protein of 410 amino acids. Lineage: Eukaryota; Metazoa; Chordata; Actinopteri; Siluriformes; Ictaluridae. Gene Ontology annotation, molecular function: RNA polymerase II transcription regulatory region sequence-specific DNA binding; DNA-binding transcription factor activity, RNA polymerase II-specific. The record is from RefSeq and is a predicted model, not a curated record. Gene Ontology annotation, biological process: regulation of transcription by RNA polymerase II. The transcript has 3 exons.